Messenger RNA from Ipomoea triloba (trilobed morning glory), 1469 nucleotides. RefSeq names its product transmembrane protein 45A-like. Lineage: Eukaryota; Viridiplantae; Streptophyta; Magnoliopsida; Solanales; Convolvulaceae. The transcript has a single exon. The coding region runs from base 193 to 1149 and encodes 318 amino acids. The record is from RefSeq and is a predicted model, not a curated record.
CUUUCAACUCCCUCAUAGAAGCCUCUGGAGCCUUAGACGAUCAACAAAAAAAUUCUCUUUCAAACACUGAAUCUGCAGUAUAUAAACCCCCUUCUCUCUCUCUUCCCUUUUCCAUCUCACCACCCCAGCCUCAAUUUUCCCCCUCUCUCUCUCUCUACACACACAACUUCCAUAAUAUAUAUAAUAUAAGAUAUGGGUACAUUGGUGGGGCAUGUGGCACCUGGUUUUGGGUUCUUUGUGAUUGGGUUAUGGCAUCUAUUGAACCACAUAAGGCUUCAUGCUCUAGCUCUACACCCAACAGAUUACAUUUCUCUCCCAUGGUUCCCUACUCCAAGAAUCAAGUACUUGGAGCUUUUCUUGAUUAUGGGCGGGUGUUUAGCCUCUAUAUCCAUGGAGCUUUUCAUAGGCCCGGAAAGGCACCAGCCUUUAGCCCCAGACGGGACUAUACCCUCCAACCAUCUCCACAACUUCGAGCACUCAAACAUCUCCCUCACCUUCCUAAUCUACGCGGUUUUCUCGAUCGUCCUCGACAAAUCCUCGGCGCCGGCCAAAUACGGGCUGACCCAAUUCCUCGCCGCCCUGGCUUUCGCCCAGCAGCUCCUCCUCUUCCACCUCCACUCCGCCGACCACAUGGGCGUCGAAGGCCAAUACCACUGGCUCCUCCAAACCGUCAUCUCCGUCUCCUUAUCCACAACCCUUUUAAACAUCCCUUUCCCCCACAGCUUCCUCACCGGCUUUAUCAGGUCCGCCAGUAUUCUCCUCCAAGGCGCGUGGUUUAUCGCCAUGGGCUUCAUGCUCUGGACCCCGGAGCUCAUCCCCAAAGGCUGCUUCAUCAACUCCGAGGAAGGGCACCAGGUGGUUCGCUGCCACGGCCCCGAGGAUCUCGAACGCGCCAAAUCGCUCGUCAAUAUUCAGUUCAGCUGGUACGUAAUCGCCGUCGCCGUUUUCGCCGUCGCCGCUUACUUGGCGCUCCUCAAGGUUUACCAAGAAAAAGUGGAGUACCAGUCUCUGGGCACCAAACUGGACGACCAAGAGGACGAAACUACAAUAGAGAUUGAAGAUGUUGAGGCGCAGAAGAGAGACAAAGCCGAGUCAAAGAGGUUUCUUGAAAUGGGCAAGUUUUUUGCUUCUUCGGACAUGGAGAGGUAGAAAUUAAAGAUUAAACGACAAUAGUGUUUGGAUAAAGGUAUGUGUUAAUUGUACAAAAGAUUUGGUUAGGUGGAUUAUUGUGUUCACUUUGUUUAAUUAAGUCCAUAAUAGUUGGUUAUUGGCUCAAGGAAAAGAGGAAGAAGAAGUACAAAAAAUAAAUUCAUAGAAAAAGAUUGAAAAUUUGGUGUUGGUGUAUAUCUGGUCAUAAAUUAUGACUUGUAGUGUAGACAUUAGAGGGUGAAUGGAGAGACACCCAUUAUAUUGUAUUUGUUUGUACAAAGAAAAAGAAAUUGAUUAUACGGAUGUUUAUUUCUUCUUUA